This is a messenger RNA of Anopheles stephensi (Asian malaria mosquito), 1355 nucleotides long. RefSeq names its product mitochondrial thiamine pyrophosphate carrier-like. The coding region runs from base 375 to 1313 and encodes 312 amino acids. The record is from RefSeq and is a predicted model, not a curated record. Gene Ontology annotation, biological process: thiamine pyrophosphate transmembrane transport. Lineage: Eukaryota; Metazoa; Arthropoda; Insecta; Diptera; Culicidae. Gene Ontology annotation, molecular function: thiamine transmembrane transporter activity. The transcript has a single exon. Gene Ontology annotation, cellular component: mitochondrial inner membrane.
CAGAAAGAGAUCGAACGAAAACAAACGUGCGCAUUGUUUACUUGGAUCGCAUCGCAAACGUCUUGUGUCAUUUUUGCGUUAUCAUUUUUGCCUGGAAGUACGUUCGCCACAAUUACUGCUACCAAACUCAACAACACGGAACAACGGAACUACGCAAAAGGGCUGCCAAAAGGGAGUGAAAAACCACACAAACAGCAAUCAACUCUGCUGAUGAUGAUUAGCAAGGUCAACACAGUUACGCACCCGCACCGAUAGUCGUCCACAGUACCGAGCGAGGCGGAAAAAGGUGAUGUAACGCCAAAGCGUUUGGAACGUACCGAAAAUUAGCGCACACACACACGGACGCACACAUCACAUCAUCUUCAGGCAGCGAAAUGGACCGCGAAAAGCACAGCGACACCCGAUACGCCGGACUGGCCGGAGGAUUAACGGGCUGCAUCACGCGCUUCAUCUGUCAGCCGCUGGAUGUGCUCAAGAUUCGUCUGCAGCUGCAGGUGGAACCGAUCAAGGCCGGAUCGACCAGCUCCAAGUAUCGGUCGAUCACACAAACGGUCGGCUGCAUCUUUCGCGAGGAAGGACUGCUAGCCUUCUGGAAGGGACACAAUCCGGCCCAGGUUCUAUCGCUCGUGUACGGUGUGGCACAGUUUUCCUUCUACGAACGGUUUAACCGAGUGCUGCGCGAUCUUCCCCUGCUCGAUGGGCACGACCAAGGCCGACAGUUUCUGUGUGGCGCAUGCAGUGGGUCCUUUGCCGCGCUUACAAUUAUGCCACUGGACGUAAUACGAACGCGCCUAGUCUCACAAGAUCCGGGCCGUGGUUAUCGGAACGCUCUGCAAGGCCUGGGCGAGAUAUACCGACACGAGGGAGUGCGCGGAUUGUAUCGUGGCGUAGGGCCCGCCAUGCUACAGAUUGCCCCGCUCGCCGGGGGACAGUUUAUGUUUUACAAUCUGUUCGGUACGCUCGCGAAACGGUUGGAAGGAUUGCCGGCCGAAGCGCAGCUACCUUCCGGCGAGCUGUUUGUCUGCGGUGGAUUGGCCGGAUUCUGCACCAAGCUGCUCGUGUAUCCGCUUGAUUUGACGAAGAAACGGCUACAGAUACAAGGGUUCGCCCAGAGCCGCCAAACGUUCGGGCAACACUUUGUCUGCCGGCACAUGAUUCACUGCCUGGUGCAGGUCGGCCGGGGCGAAGGAUUGCGCGGGCUGUACAAAGGAUUGCUGCCGUCGCUGCUGAAGGCCGGCUGCACGUCCGCGUUCUACUUUACCAUCUACGACACACUUUUGCUGCUGUUUAACAGCGAACGAAGCUUUAAAUAAUGUAAAUAAACGACGUGGCCCUUUACAAAAGGGAAAACUGCU